CUUAUGCAACACCCACUCCUUCCUAUAUUCUAUUCAUAACUCUCAUCAUUCAUUCAUCCACUUUCCUUAAUCUUUCAUUUUAGAUCUCUUACCUUCUUCUUCUUCCUCUCUGUUAGCCUUUUGUUCCAUCGUUAUUUUGUAUCUGUAUCAGCCUCAUCUUUGUUUUUUUUUCUUUCUUGUAAAAGGUUCCCAUCUCAAGGUAUGUACUGGGUUUUUGUUUGAAUUGAUGUUCCAAUCUUUUGAUGUCUCAAAGCUUUUGACUUUCUAGAUUAUAGUGCCUGCUAAGUUGAUGCUGAAUUGUGUUGCAGCUUUCCAUUUCUCCUCUUCUGAUGUUCUAAGAUAAUAAUUUUUUGUUGUCUGUUCUGUUAUGUAUGUCAUCGUUUAAUAGUUUUCCAUUUGAUUUUUUUAAGUUGUUAUUGAUCUGAGUGAAAUGUUGUUGUGCUUUCAUGUUUAAUAAAUAUGAUGUUCGUCUAGUUUGUUUGGCUUAUCUGCUGACUGGAUAUUCAGUUUUGAUUACUCUUUUGUCUUGCCAAUUCGUUUGAUACAAUCAAAUUCUAAUGAAUACCUUCAGAUUUAUUUGACAAGUCCAUGGUUUCCUUUGUUGAAACGGAACCAAGGGCAUUUUUUCUCCAUUGUACAGAAAAAAAUGGGAAGAAAACAUAUAUGCCUAGGGGAUCAUAUAUAUUUUCUUUGCCGGUUUCCAAACUACUCAACUGAUGUAGGAAAAAUCCAUUCAUUAUUAUUGUUUUUUUCUGGGCAAUUCAUUGUAACAUUGUAGUACUUCUAUCCUUUUUUUCUUCAUAUUAUAAUUUAGUUAUAUAACAAUUGCUGGGCAUUUAAUCAUUUUCUCAAAUAUGAUUCUACAUAAGAUUGGCUUCCCUAAGUGCUUUAUGUGAUUAUUUAAGUGAAUAUUAGCCACAGUUCAAGGAUAUUGUUGUUGGAGGUCAGACACCUACUGUUGAACUGUUUUUAUUUAUGAUUGAUAGUGAAUAUAUCUUCCUUGAGUGAUCCAUGAUUGGGGUUUCAACAAGUUUUAAGCUUCCUGUUGAGAGCUUAACAUAACUGUUCUCCUUUAUUCGAGCUUGGGUCUAGCUUAUGAGACCAUAGGUGGAGUGAAGAUGGAUCUGUGGCCACUGAAGAAAGGACAAGAUAAGGAAUGAUUGUAUACGAAGAGAUAUUAGCAUAACUUAUUGAGGAAAAGAAGAUAGAAAUUCGGUAUGCAAAGAAGUCCAUUCGAGGCAUUGGUGAGGAGAGAUGACAUGAUUUCUAGCCCCAUGAGCAGUAAAGAGAGAUCAAAAAGGACAUUGGACAAAUUAAAAGGGAUUUCAUGGUGAACAACAUACUUGAUAAUCAUCGGUAGCUUCAUUAAUAUUCUUUCAAGGAUACAUACUUGAGGUAGGCAAACACAUAUCCGGCGAUAAUGUUUGGAGGCAAAAAUGGAAAUCGCUUGCUUCCCGUUUUCUUGGAUGAGACUCAAUUUCGGCAUCAAACUAAUGCAUCAAAUCAGUUACAGUUGUUUGGAAACUUACAAGCUGGAUGUAGUGUUGACCCAGUUAAUUAUUUCGGAAAUGAGCAUGUCAGCUCCAUGAUUCAGCCUAAUAAACGCUGCAAGGAAAUGGAAGAUAUGUCAAAACAAAGACUUCAGAUUUCCUUAAAUUACAAUGUCAAUCAAAAGGAUGCUGAUCGAUUAGCAAGUAUUCAAAAUCCGAACCCUGUGUCAACAGGAUUGAGGCUUUCAUAUGACCAUGAUGAACAUAACUCAUCUGUUACUUCUGCUAGUGGCAGCAUGGCUGCCACACCGUCUAUCAUACUGUCUCUUGGUGAUAAUAUCAGAACUGAGCUUGAUAGGCAGCAAGAAGAGUUGGAUCAUUAUAUCAAACUUCAGAAGGAACAGUUGUCAAAGGGGGUGAGAGACAUGAAGCAAAAACACAUGACUGCUUUCAUCUCCUCCAUUGAGAAAGGUAUUAGUGCAAAGCUAAAGGAAAAAGAUGUGGAGAUAGAAAACAUGAACCGGAAAAACAGGGAGCUGGCAGAAAGAAUAAAGCAGGUGGCUAUUGAAGCACAGAGCUGGCAUUACAGAGCAAAGUACAAUGAGUCAGUUGUGAAUGCAUUAAGGAACAACCUACAGCAGGCAAUUUCACAAGGUGCUGAACAAGGGAAGGAAGGGUUUGGAGAUAGUGAAGUUGAUGAUGAUGCCUCGUAUAUAGAUCCUAAUAACUUCCUAAACAUACAGGGUGCGCCUAUAAACUCUACUCACAAGAGGUACCAAGAUGCAGAGAAUCUGACUUGCAGAGCUUGCAAGGCAAAGGCAGUUUCUAUGUUGUUGAUGCCUUGUAGGCACCUGUGCUUGUGUAAGGAUUGUGAGCAAUUUAUCAAUGUUUGUCCCGUUUGCCAAUUGAUAAAAACUGCAAGUGUUGAGGUGUAUCUGUCUUAACUUACAAAGUGUAAGUAUUUAAACAAGAACGGGAUAUAAGUCACUGUUUUCUUUGUGUGAUUUAUCUACCUAAAGUUCUUAA
This is a messenger RNA of Vigna angularis (adzuki bean), 2516 nucleotides long. Its product is annotated as E3 ubiquitin-protein ligase BOI. The record is from RefSeq and is a predicted model, not a curated record. The transcript has 4 exons. Bases 1421 to 2434 code for a protein of 337 amino acids. Lineage: Eukaryota; Viridiplantae; Streptophyta; Magnoliopsida; Fabales; Fabaceae. Gene Ontology annotation, molecular function: ubiquitin-protein transferase activity.